Molecule: messenger RNA, 1544 nt
Organism: Lactuca sativa (garden lettuce)
Lineage: Eukaryota; Viridiplantae; Streptophyta; Magnoliopsida; Asterales; Asteraceae
Product: actin-7
Source: RefSeq, a predicted model, not a curated record
UUUGUGUUUUUAAAUGCUGUGGUAUCUACUAUCUGUUUGAAUUGCAUUAUCGAUUUCAUGAUAUUUGUUAAAUAUGCGAGGAUCCAUUGAGAUGGUAGUACUUGGUAACUUAAAUUUGUUUGGUGGUUGUUAGUUUGACGUUCUUUUGACCAUAUGGGAAUCAUAGCAACAUGUCUAGCGGAUAUAACUGGAGUUUAUAGAAAUGGCUGAUGAUGAGGAUAUUCAGCCCAUUAUUUGUGACAUUGGAUCUGGAAUGGUGAAGGCGGGGUUUGCUGGUGAUGAUGCUCCUAGGGCGGUGUUCCCCAAUAUUGUGGGUAGGCCACGACACCCUAGUGCUAUGGUAGGCAUGGGUCUAAAGGAUGCUUAUGUAGGAGAUGAAGCCAUAUCGAAAAGUGGUGUUUGUACUUUGAAAUACCCUAUUAAGCAUGGUGUUGUCAGCAACUGGGAUGAUAUAGAAAAGAUUUUGCAUCACACCUUCUAUAAUGAGCUUCGUGUUGCCCCUGAAGAGCACCCUGUGCUUCUUACUGAGGCACCAUUAAAUCCCAAGGCAAACAGAGAGAAGAUGACUGAAUGCAUGUUUGAGACCUUCAAUGUUCCUGCCAUGUACAUUGGAAUCAUGGGUGUGCUUUCUUUGUAUGCAAGUGGUCGUACAACUGGCGUCGUGUUGGAUUCUGGAGAGGGCGUGUCCCACACAAUCCCAAUUUACGAAGGCUAUUCAAUUCCUCAUGCCAUAUUCCGUCUUGAUCUAGCUGGACGUGACCUCACAGAUUACCUAAUGAGAAUCCUGACCCAAAGAGGCUAUGCUUUCACCACAACUGCUGAAUGGGAAGUUGUCCGUGACAUUAAAGAGAAGCUUACAUACACGGCUCUUGACUACAAGGAAGAACUCGAAACUGCAAAAAAUAGUACGAGUGCCUCUGUUGAAAAGAACUACGAGCUGCCCGACGGACGGGUUAUCACGAUUGGGGCAGAGAGAUUCCGCUGCCCGGAGGCUCUCUUCCAGCCAUCUCUCAUUGGAAUGGAAGCUUCUGGUAUUCAUGAGAGGACCUACAAGUCUGUCAUGAAGUGUGAUAUUGAUCUAAGGAGGGAUCUUUUUGGAAAUAUUCUGCUUAGUGGUGGGUCAACCCUGUUCCCGGGCUUUGCUGACCGGAUGAGCAAGGAACUCACUGACUUUGUCCCUAGCAGCAUGAAGAUUAAGGUGAUUGCGCCACCUCCCCUUGAGAGGAAAUACAGUGUCUGGAUCGGAGGAUCGAUCCUUGGAUCUCUCAACACCUUCCAACAGAUGUGGAUUUCCAAGGACGAGUAUGAUGAAUCUGGUCCAUCUAUCGUCCACAGGAAAUGCUUCUAAGUACUUAUUUUGUUGCUUUUGAUGGUCUACUUCGUUUUUGCUUUAUAUUCUUUAUCUAUUUUUCGUGUUAUGUUUCAUAUGAAGUAAGAAAAGCUGACAUGGAUAUAUGUGGAGUUGUUAACAAUCAAGAAGGUAAUCAUCAUUCCACUAACUACUCACCACCACCACCACCAUUGAUAACCACCGUUACGUUCUA